CGAGGAGGAGAACGAGGAGGAGAACGAGGAGGAAGGAGAGGAAGAGGAGGAGAACGAGGAGGAAGGGGAAUCAACAGAGGAGGAAUCAACAUAGGUAGAGGAAGACAAGAAGGUGCUCAAAGAGGACCGAAUCUGACAAACGAGAUCCGUGCAACACUGGUUGACCACGUUGUCAACCAUGGCCUGACGCUGAGGGAGGCUGGACUGCGAGUGCAGCCAAAUCUAAGCCGAUACACAGUGGCAAGUGUGAUAAGAACAUUUCGACUGGAAAAUAGGAUUGAGGGUCAGGAACGACAAGGGGGAAGGCCUCCUAUGUUCACAGAACAGCAAGAGAGGGAGAUUGUAAACAUGGUUUUGGCAAACAAUGCUAUAACACUCAAUCAGCUCCAAGCAAACAUUAUCAAUAACCACGCCAGUUUCAACGAUAUCCAUCAGGUUUCAACAUCAACACUGGCACGCAUCCUAAAGAAAAACCAUAUUCAAAUGAAGCAAAUUUAUCGAGUGCCUUUCGAGCGCAAUUCCAAAAGGGUGAAACGACUGCGGCAUGAUUAUGCAGAGGGAGUUUUACAAAUGGAUGGAGAGGAGAUCCAGCAUGAGUUCAUUUAUGUAGAUGAGGCUGGGUUCAACCUGACGAGAACACGAAGGAGGGGAAGAAACAUCAUUGGCCACAGGGCUAUAGUCAAUGUCACAGCGCAACAUGGUAGUAAUAUAACACUCUGUGCAGCCAUUACACAGAAUGGGGUCCUCCACCGCCAUGCCCAUAUGGGCCCUUACAACACAGCACUCAUACUUACAUUCUUGGACCAAUUGCACAACAUAACAGCAGAAAAUCAGAUCGAUCAUAUGCAAUACAUUGUUGUCUGGGACAUGUGUCUUUCCACCGCUCUGCUCUGGUUCAGAACUGGUUUCAGCAACAUCCACAUUUCACCGUCCUAUAUCUUCCACCAUACUCUCCAUUCCUCAACCCUAUAGAAGAAUUUUUCUCGGCAUGGCGGUGGAAGGUAUAUGAUCUCCGUCUCCAGGGUGAGGUACCCCUCAUCCAAGCCAUGGAGGAGGCCUGUGACCAGAUGGAGGUAGCAGCAAUGCAAGGAUGGAUAGGUCAUUCAAGACGUUUCUUUCCAAGGUGUCUUGCUAAUGACAACAUUGCCUGCGAUGUUGAUGAAAUUCUCUGGCCACAUCCAGCUAUGAGACAAUGUCUAGUUUUUUUUCAUUUGCUUUUUACAGUUAUCUUACAGUACAAUACGUAAAGUGACAUUUUGUUACAGUAUUAUGAAUCUCCAUGUCAACAUUUUGGGCAUGUUGAGAAAUAAAUGAGUUUCUUCCGUCUAGAACAUUGGUCUUGUGUAGUGUUUGGUGGAUUUACAUUAUAUUUGUACUUUGUUGAUGGUAGCCUACUCUAAUCAUAGGGAAGUAGAAGUACUGAAAGUGUUUUAGGUUUAUCACAGCAGUGUGUAACUCGUGCAAACAGAGUAUAGUAAUGUGAAACGUGUGUGUUUCAUAUGGUAACAAAGUGUGUUUUUUAAACCGAAGUCUAUAGUUUUUACAAGAGUGUGUAAUUAUGCAAAGGAUCUGUAGUGUUUUGCUAAUUGGGUGUGUGGUUGUGCUAAUUGUGUGUAGUAUUUUGAAAACACGGGCCCUGUUUUGAAAAUCGUGCUUAAGCAAUCCAAAAAAACUGUAAUAGCAAAUAUAAAUUAUCGUAUUGAGAUGAUUUUGCAAUAUUUAUUGGAGCAAAUGCUGAAAACAACUCUGAAUAAUAUUCAACCAAUUAUGUAAAAAUGGUAAAAAAACACAUUAUUGCACUUAAGUAAAGGAUUUUUAAUCCACAUUAUUCCACGAUUGUUGAAUAAAUUAACACUGAAGUGCUUUUAUUUAUGUCAAUGCUGAUAACAAGAAAUCACCGUAGUGAUGAACAGUGAUGUCUUAUAUUGUAAUUACACUUAAAGGGUUCAAAUGAAAACAACCUUUAUUCAUCUUCACAACACAAGUUUAAAACAAGCUUUCUUGUCUUUUGUCGAGGUCACUGGCCCUUGCAACAGAAUUGACAUUCACUUUUUCCUUUGUUCUUUUGGGGGAAAGUUACACUGUAAUAUUGUUUUAUUAUAAAAUAUCAGAAAUUAGAAAAAAACAGAUUUUAAGGAACAUUUCUUUUAUCACUACAUUUAUGGUCAAAUAUAGAGACCCCCUUCAUUCUGAUGCGUUAUUAAAGGGGUCAUAUGACACGGCUAAAACAACGUGCAUGUUUGUAUCUCCUCUCUGAAACGUGCAGAUAUUUUAACAAAGCUCAUGGCUCUGAAAAGUGAGGUGUGCUCUGAUUGGCCAGUUCACCAGUGUGUAGUGAUUGGUGGAAUACUGCAAGCAUGUGAGGGAAAUGUAACGCCUCUGACCAUAUUUGGAACAUCAGGUUCCUCUUCAAUUGUACUUACAGGUAUACCAUCUUACUUGAGUAUAUAUUUGUGCGGUCUUAGUCACAUCAGAACACCAAUUGAUGUAGAUUUUUGGGGGUGUGGUUACACGAGGGGUUUCAGGCAGGUCUGGGUGAGCAUUUGCUUUCAGUUAGAAUGAUUCUUUUGUUCCCACACUUUCAUUUAUGCCAUUUUAUGUGUCUAAUACAUGCAUGAGCAACUUAAAACACACCAAAGACACAGAAAAACAUGUAUUUGCGCCAUUUGACCUCUUUAACUCAUGUAUGGGUAUUAGUGGUGGGCAUAGAUUAAUUUUUUUAAUCUAGAUUAAUCUAGAUUAAUCUUGGAAUUAAUCUAGAUUAAUCUAGAUUAAAAUGGCUCAUUUGAAUUCUGCCGAAGGCAUUCAGAAUAUGUGUGCUACCCAAAUAAUGACUAAAAGUAAGUCUUUGAGAACGGGUUUCUCAAGCCAGGUGGCGCAUUAGACCAGGGGCUCAUCUCCUGUUUCCAAAAUGCAUCACAAACUGCUUGAGAAAGCUGUUCUACUAUGAUAAUUGGUGAUGAAAAUUAAAUUAUGUUCAAUAAAAUGAACUUGUGUUUACUUCCUCAUUAGCUAAGGGAUGCUUUCGUUUAGGUGGUACUUGACUGGAAGAGCUCCUACAGUACAUUUGCAUUUAGUCAUUUAGCAGACGCUUUUAUCCAAAGCGACUUACAAAGAGUCAGGGAGCAACAAGCGAUAUGUCAUACAGGAGCCAUAAUACAUUAGAUCUCAAUACAAAGUUACUGGUUUCAACUAAAGCUAGACCACUACCUGUUGAGAGAAAGUGUUUUUUUUUAAACCAAUUCCUUAUUGCACAAGGUGCAAACAACCUUAGUCUUGUCGAUGUUUCUAUUGGGAAGCUUCUUAAAAAUUAAUAUUCCCUGAAGCAAACCCGGCGGCUUCAUAGCUGCAUCCAUGUUAGCACGUCACGUUUGAUGCGGUAAUUUCACAGUAACGUUAUGUUGUGUUCAGACCAAACGCGAAUGGCGUGUCAAGCGCGAGUGAUUUAUAUGUUAAUGCAAAGAGGCAAUAGACCUACUUGCUGCGCGAAUCGCGCGAAUGAAGCCCUGGUUAUGAGAUGAUGAGGCGGCUUCUUCUUCCGCGAAUGACGCGAAUCACGCGAGUUGAAAAAUCUUGUUCUCGCCCCGUACAGUGCAAUUCAGCUAGGUACACAUCCACGCUAAAAUAUCAAGGUGAAAGACAUCAUAGCUUGCGUAGUAUAGACCCAGCUCCCAACACAACUUUGAGAAUAGAUUAACGGCGACAUUUUUUUUAUCGCGCGAUAACGCCGUUAACGGCCCACCACUAGGGUAUAUUAGAUUAUUCAAUAUGAUAUUGUUUGAUAUUUUAAGUGAAUAUAGUAGAAACAUGUGUUUAAAGCAAAACAUAUCAACUAAUAUUGUGCAACAGAAUUUAUUCUAAACUUAGAGCUGUAAUACUAAAGUUAAAGCACCACUUUCUCAAAAGAUUUAACAUUGAACACUUUGAAUAGUAUUCAGCAUCAUAAACUAGUGAUAUUUGACUAAAUAUGUGAUUGUACAUGUCCUGUAAACUUCAUGAUGAUCAUGAUGAAGUAUUUAAACUGAAUGUUUAUCAUCAUCACUGUGAUUUUCUUUCUCAGACGUGUGUGUAGCGUGAACUGAACACAUGAACAGAAUAUUUCCAAAUAGAGGAAUCUCCCCCGCCUGAAAGAAUCACUGAAAUGAGGAAUUGAGAUUUAUUUCACCACAGUCCUAAACUCUUCCCGUGUGCCUUUUUGAAUGUGUGAAAAGUUUUGAAAAUGUGGUUUCAGUAUUCAGAAUUUCCAAUUCCCAGCAUGCUUUGCGUCAGACUGCAUCUGAGAGUAAAUAAAAAUAUAUAUUUUUAAUAUGUUUUAGUAAAGUUAAAGACUUGUUAUUGUUUAAUGUUCACUUCUCUUAGAUAUUUAGAAGAGUUUGACAUAUUUUUCAGAUUUGUGGUUACCAUUGUUCAGAAGAGUGGUGCAUGUGCCUAGUGUCACAAAUCACAUUAACAUUCCGGCAUGGAUCAGAUGCUUUUAUCCAAAGCGAUUUACAGAGAAGAUAAAGGAAACAAAACAGUGAAAACUAUUUGUCAAUAGGAGUAGAGAAAUAGAGAAUAGAGAAAUGUCUCUGAUAUAAAGUGUGUAGUGUGAAUAUACUGUGUGUUUACAGUUUGUCUCGAUUGCUUAAACACAUUAAAAAAAAUUAUGUCUCCUUUUCUUGAAACUCUAAACACAAAUCCAUAACUUUUCACCCAACUCAUUAAACAUCCUAUGUUGUAGCGAAAAACAACAAACAAGCUUUAGAAAAAAAUACAAAAUUACACCACUGAUACGGGAAGUAAUCUUAGAUGAAAGUAGAUAAAAUAGACAAGUUCAAAACUUGGAUAUGCAACACAAUACAGAAUACAAUUGCACAAAUAUAUAAAUAAACAUGGCAUCCUCUGCACCUUUGGCCCAAAUUUCGAUACGGGAUACUAUUGCAAUUUCUUGGUCUUCUGACAAAAUAUAUUUUGUAAGUAGUCGUCUCUGAGUAAAAAAUGCUACAAAUAAUCUUGACGAUCACAGAUUAGAGGAUGUACACGUGCUACAGUUUACUGGGUCCAGAAUAGUGAAAUGUCUCUGAUAUAAAGUGUGUAGUGUGAUGAGACUGUAUGUUGACUGUAAGUAUAAAGUCCAGUAGAUGAUUGUAGGAUGAGCUCCUGUUGAUAUGAUCCUGAGAUUCUCAUGUGUGUGUCAUCAGUUUUGACACUGAAUGUUCACUGACUGAUAAAUGUGUGUUAUUAGAGUUUACAUGUAGACACUUCACUUCAUUAUAUUGUGUGUUUGUGUCUUCUGAAUGAGAACAUGCUCAAAUCUUUGCAAAUUGAGGCUGUUUGUGUGUGCGGUUUGUACAAGUUGGUGUGUUGUUCUGAGAAUGUGUUUAUAGUUGUGAGAAAAUGGUGAAUUGUUUCAUGAAUCACGUGUUAGCAAUCGAGAAGAACUGUAAAGCACAGAACUCAGGAUGGGUUAGAAAUGACAAGUAAUGUUUCGGAGCAGCUGACUGCUGUUAAACUAAUGAGAAAUGAAACAAAGUUGAAAUGAUGCGAUGAUGAUGUGAUGAAACACAGUCACGUCACGUGACACACACACAGUUGAGGGCGUUGAGAAGUAUUUUGAGGGCAGUUGACUUGAAGAGGUCAUGAUGAUCAGAGGUGUUGUUCAUCAUCAGAUGCUUUCACUGAAGAGAUGCUGUCGAUCUGUUCAUCACUGCUCAGCUUUAAUCUACAGACAACAUUCACGUGAUGUGGACACGGUCAGAAUGGAGGAGAUGAUGUUGCGUCCCGUCAGAGGUCAUGAUGUGAGGCUGAAGAUGCUCGCUGCACCCGUCAAUCCAGCUGACAUCAACAUGAUCCAGGGUUCAUACCCGAUCCUGCGUCCUCUGCCUGCUGUGGGGGGGAAUGAGGGGGUGGGAGAGGUGUUAGAGGUGGGCAGUGAUGUCACAGCUCUCAAGCCUGGUGAUUGGGUCGUGCCCAUUGAUGCUGGAUUUGGUACCUGGAGGACAGGUGUUGUGUGUGAGGAUGAAGAUGUGAUGUCUGUAUGUAAACACAUCUCUGUAUUGGGAGCUGCUACAGUGUUUGUGAAUCCCUGCACUGCAUACAGAAUGCUGAAAGACUUUCAAGCCCUCACACCAGGUUGUACAGUCCUUCAGAACGGAUCGAACAGUGCGGUGGGACGUUCCGUCAUUCAGAUGGCUUUAGCUCUUGGGCUUCAUACUAUAAACAUCAUCAGAGACAGACCAAACUGCGCAGAACUGAUCCAGGAGCUGAAGUCACUGGGAGCUGAUUAUGUCCUCACAGAAGAGGAAGUGAUGUCACCAGGGCUUCACGAGAUCUUUAAGGAGGUUCCUAAACCUAAACUGGGUCUGAACUGUGUUGGAGGUUUGAGCGGAGGACUCGUUUUGUCUAAUCUUGAUCAUGGAGGUACGAUGAUCACUUAUGGAGGCAUGGCCAGAAAACCCCUUCAGAUACCUUCUAAGUCUUUAAUAUUCCAGAAUGUGACUCUGAAAGGAUUCUGGCUCACUCAGUGGAAGAGAGACCACAGGAAAGAUGAAGUUCAGCUGAAGCUCAUGUUAGAUCAUGUGUGUGAUCUCAUGAGAGACGGUCGUCUGACCCCCCCACCCUGUGUCUUGACUCCAUUUCAUCAAUACACACACGCAUUACACGCUACUGUACAAUCACACCAGCGCAAACAUGUUCUUAUCAUGUAGACU
Molecule: messenger RNA, 6689 nt
Organism: Triplophysa dalaica
Lineage: Eukaryota; Metazoa; Chordata; Actinopteri; Cypriniformes; Nemacheilidae
Product: enoyl-[acyl-carrier-protein] reductase, mitochondrial
Exons: 12
Coding region: 5619-6686 (355 amino acids)
Biological process (GO): fatty acid metabolic process
Cellular component (GO): mitochondrion
Molecular function (GO): trans-2-enoyl-CoA reductase (NADPH) activity
Source: RefSeq, a predicted model, not a curated record